CGACCGGUCGCGUUUCGUUUCGCUACUGCGCUGUGGCCGUGAAAAAGACAAGCGAUGCAGGCAGGAGGGCUUGUGUCAACACAUGGGACAGCAGAAAGUUAAAGGAGACUUCGUUUAAAACGGCCCCAAGCUAGCUGACGCGUCGUUUGGGAAGCAACGAGAGAAGACCAGGGAGAUCCAAACUCAACCAUGGUUUCUGCUGAGCACGUAGCUCACAAGAUACUGACUUACAUCCCGUAUGUCCUUGUUUUGAUUGAUAUGAAAUAUGAAGGGGUGAAAUGUGGCAAGGAUGGGAGUGUGGACAAUCACAUGGAGAUGGGGAAGAAACUGCUAGCAGCUGGACAGCUAGCCGAUGCCCUCUCUCAUUUCCAUGCUGCUGUGGAUGGGGAUCCCAAGAACUACAUGGCAUACUACAGGAGAGCCACGGUGUUCCUGGCCAUGGGGAAGUCAAAGUCUGCCCUGCCAGACCUGAGCAGAGUCAUUGAACUCAAACCAGACUUCACAGCUGCACGUCUACAGAGAGGAAAUCUCCUUCUAAAGCAGGGGAAGCUGGAUGAAGCGGAGAGCGACUUCAAGAAAGUGCUGAAGUCCAACCCCAGCGAGAAAGAAGAGAAGGAAGCCCACAGUCAGCUGACGAAGUCCGAUGAAAUCCAGCGGCUGGUGGCUCAGUCACGCAGCAGCUUCAACACCAAGGAUUAUCUGACAGCUGCUGCCCUGCUUGACACCAUCAUUGAGACUUGCAUUUGGGAUGUGACCUCUCGCGAGAUGAGAGCGGAGUGUUUCAUUGAAACGGGGGAGAUGGGGAAGGCCAUCAGUGACCUUAAAGCGGCAUCCAAGUUAAGGAGUGACAACACCCAGGCCUUCUACAAGCUCAGCACCAUCUACUAUAAUCUUGGAGACCACGAAAUGUCCCUCAACGAGGUGCGCGAGUGCCUGAAGCUGGAUCCUGAUCACAAGCAGUGUUACAGCCAUUACAAGCAGGUCAAGAAGCUUAACAAACAGAUCCAGUCUGCGGAGGAACUCAUCCAAAAGCAGAGUUACGAGGAAGCGGUGAGCAAAUACGAGGCGGUGAUGAAGACCGAGCCCAACGUGCUCCAUUUCUCGCUCCUUGCCAAGGAGCGAAUCUGCCACGCGCUAGCACAAAGCCAGCAGGGGGGCAGAGCGAUCUCGGUGUGCAGCGAAGUCCUCCAGUCGCAGCCGGAAAACUUCAACGUGCUGAAGGACAGAGCGGAGGCCUACAUCCAGGAGGAACAGUAUGAGGAAGCUAUUAGGGACUACGAGACCGCUUCGAAACACAGCGAGAACGACCGGCAGAUCAAAGAAGGCCUGGAGAGAGCGCAGCGACUUCUCAAACAGUCACAGAAGAGAGAUUAUUAUAAGAUCUUGGGAGUGAAGAGAAAUGCCCAGAAAAAGGAGAUUAUCAAAGCCUACAGGAAGCUGGCACAACAGUGGCACCCGGACAACUUCCAGGAUCCAGAGGAGAAGAAGAGGGCGGAGAAGAAGUUCAUCGACAUCGCUCAGGCCAAAGAGGUUCUCACUGAUCCAGAGAUGAGAACCAAGUUUGACCACGGAGAAGACCCCUUAGACCCCGAGAGCCAGCAGGGUCACCACCACCACCACAACUUCCACGGAGGUUUCCACGGCUUCCAGGGCUUCAAUCCGUUCGGCUCUGGGCCCUUUAACUUCAAGUUCAACUUCAACUGAGGAGCUUCUGCUCUCCGGCUCAGCUGGAGUGGAGUUUUCUGCUCUCCUCCCCAUUUACGAGGGAGAUCGCUGGCAAAGGGAACGUCAGAUCACAAGCGUCACAAAAAGAAAAAAAAAAAAAUCCGACUUUAAUUCAGUGACUUUAACUAAAGAUGCAUCUCUGUUGUUGAAUAAAACAACUUUGAAUUCCGACUGGGAAAAAUCUGUUGCUAUGCUAACAAAUAUCUGCCUUGUGUGAAGCAGCUUUUAUCUGUCAAAUAUUGUUGUUCAUUCGACACUCUUUCAUGUACUGAACACUCUGCAAGUCACAACCGUUCGCAAGAUUCAGUUUGUACAGAGGUACAUGACUAUUUUUGUAUGAAUGGAGUUUCUUUUUUAUUUUGAAAACUGUAAAUAAAGAGCUAUUUAUGUACAUUAAAUUAAACGGGGGGUUUUUGGUGUGUAGAAUUGUGAAACGGUUUAAAGAGAAAAACAAUUGACAAUCCCAUUAAAUAGCCUGUAAUCAUGCCACAACUUCUUUUUUUUUUUUUGACGGUUUUGUAGCAAAGAUUUAUUUUUUUUCUACCAAACUGUAAUAUAAACAUUUGUAUUUGACACAGCACAGUGAAAGAUGGCUGCCCUGAGAGCAGCCUUCCAGCACCCAUGUGUUUUUCUUUUUUUUUUUAUUUUAAAUUGACUAAAGACAGAAUAAAACUACUGUUCUGUUGAGCAGCAACACCAUCUUA
Messenger RNA from Mugil cephalus (flathead mullet), 2429 nucleotides. RefSeq names its product DnaJ (Hsp40) homolog, subfamily C, member 3a (gene dnajc3a). Lineage: Eukaryota; Metazoa; Chordata; Actinopteri; Mugiliformes; Mugilidae. Gene Ontology annotation, biological process: protein folding in endoplasmic reticulum. The record is from RefSeq and is a predicted model, not a curated record. The transcript has 12 exons. Gene Ontology annotation, molecular function: protein-folding chaperone binding; misfolded protein binding. Gene Ontology annotation, cellular component: endoplasmic reticulum. The coding region runs from base 190 to 1704 and encodes 504 amino acids.